CGAGAGCAGUUAGGCUUGUUGGGCCUCUACAAUCUUGAUCGGCCCAAUCCCCAUCCAUCCGAAAUUCCGACAGGACGAUGAGGCGGCGGCGGCACGGCGGCGGCGGGAUCCCGCAGCCGCUCGCCGACGUGCUCGUUUGCCCCCUGUCCAAGAAGCCUCUCAGGUACUGCGAGGCCAGCGGUUCUCUGGUCAGCGACGCCGUCGGCAUCUCCUUCCGGUGAGAACCUAUGUCUUCUCCUAUAGUAGAUGGAAUUCCUUUUCUCCUACCGAAAGAUGGGAAAUUGCUUGAGGACCACCAGGAGAAAUCAGGACAUGACACCAGCCCAGGCAAUCCUCUAAUUGAAUCCAAGUUGUGGUAGCAGCCGACAAAAUUGUUCCGUAUUAGGAAAAAAAAACUGAGAUCAAAAUAAGAGGCUGUGCUCUAUUCAAACUGUUUCUUAUUGCAGUAAAGCAUUGCCAUAUUGAUGUGUACGGCUGUUACACCAUUGCUGUUGGCAAUAAUUUGCUUUUGCUUCUUUCUC
This is a messenger RNA of Lolium perenne, 521 nucleotides long. RefSeq lists its product as uncharacterized. Lineage: Eukaryota; Viridiplantae; Streptophyta; Magnoliopsida; Poales; Poaceae. The record is from RefSeq and is a predicted model, not a curated record.